Molecule: messenger RNA, 5963 nt
Organism: Brienomyrus brachyistius
Lineage: Eukaryota; Metazoa; Chordata; Actinopteri; Osteoglossiformes; Mormyridae
Gene: pcare1
Product: photoreceptor cilium actin regulator 1
Exons: 2
Coding region: 2409-5963 (1184 amino acids)
Source: RefSeq, a predicted model, not a curated record
ACACAACAUGCUUCGAUCAAACAGCACAUACUAUAAACCAGCAGACCCGGGAAAGGCAGAGAACUCAUGGCUAAAGACAGAAAGACAGAAUACUACAGAGUCAUAUCCGAAAUUUAUCUGCCAGUCUAUGUUUGCAUGUGGUGGAAGCAGGUGCCAGGUAUCUGUGUGUCUUUAUUUCUUGGCAUCGAAAACGAUUCCUUUCAAAGCAAAAAAACAAGACAAACACUUAAUCUUUCAUUCCAUCUUCAAACUGUAAUUCUUUGAAUGGCAGCCAAGAGCUGCUGUUUACACUAGAAUGUGGCCAGACGAGUUCGUUUAAGCGAGAAAUCAGAUUCCAGCCUCCUCGUGGUAUCAGGUGUGACAUCAGCAUGCCAGCUAUGCAGGGACAAGGGAGAUCUGUCUGAUAGCUUUUUAACUAUUUGUAAGGCUGCUAACAAUGAAGUUAAGUAUAUGCAGAGAGAGCCUUUUAGAAUGACAGAAUAUUACAUAAACAAACCCAUUAGAAAAGUAGACUGUCAGGGUUAGUCCGCAGCUAACAUUUAUGUGCAGAAGUGGUUCUGGCAGCUCUGUAACGGAUGGAAGGGCAUUCUCACGCUGAAUCGGACAGUACAGGCUCCUACGAUGAUCAUGGAAAGGAAAUUUACAACUUAACUCACUGCCGUCUUCAUGUCUACCUUUUUCAAACCUUGUGUGUGUGGGGGUUUGCAUAGAUCACAUUUGAGGACCAAAUUGUCCCCAAAGUGCAGGUAAAACCUGAAUUUUCCCUGCUUUUGGAGGCAUCUUUUGAGGUCCCCAUUUGGAUAAACUCUGUGCGUGCAACCAAAAAAGUAAAAAUGUAUUUGGGUUGGUUGCUUGUGGUUAAGGUUAGGGAUGGGUAGAGGUUAAGGGUGUCGUGAUUGGGAUCAGGGUUUUUCCAUAGAAAUGAAUUGAUGGUCCCCAUUUAGAUAGGUACACCAACUUGCGCGUGCGUGUGUGUGUGUGUGUGUGUGAGAGCUGCAGUUAUCAGGCCCCCAGAGGUUACUGAGCUGAGAGUAGCUGAUGCGAGGUGCUAGAAGAGCACUCUGUCUAUUUAGGCUUAUUGUGUGACCUGGCUGCGUGUUUCGAUGUGAACAGUGAUGUUAAUGAUCUUGUACCUUGGUGUGUAAUAGCCAUUAUUACAGUGUCCAGAAACAUGCUUAUUAUUAAAGUGCAAAGGUAAAACUGACCCCAAGUCACCAGUUACCAAUGAUUACACCCUACUGUGCAUUUCAAUUUCGCAAACUGCACUUUGUAGCCAAUGCUAGUUAAAGGUCACUGAGACAAGACUGAAGAUUAUACUAAUCCCUUACUAUAAUCUAUUUGUUGUGCUGGCAUCCAAGCCCCCUGACAAGCUGCAUAACCGUCCAAUUAUAAGGUUGCUUCUGGAGUUUUGGGCUAACUUACAUUAUUGAUAACACGGCAUUGGUGGAUGGGAAAAUUUCUUUCUUAUAUUUUGUUACUAAGCACUGCAGUCCACAGAGACUGUGAAUGAAGGCUCUUUUAAAGCUACUGCACGUGUGACAGGACAGGAGACCAAAGGUUCCAGUGCAGAAUUUGAUGGUUUGCAGGAAUAAUGUAGGUUAACAGGAAGCAAGUAGUUCUUUCUGAGGUGUGAAGCUUUUAUUAGAGAAAGUCAUAAAUAUGAGUAAAUAAUGCUAGACGGCUGUCAGAGGCCUUGGGUGGGAAAUAUAACUGGGAAUGUUCUGGAAGCUUGCAUGUCAGCACACUGAAGGAACGAGACUGUCUGGCAGUCAGCGUUUGUGUCACUGUCACAGGACAGCCAGGUCAGGGAGCUUGGAGUGGGGGUGCAGGAAGGAAUCCUUCAUACCGUCUCUUCUACCGUUCACAAUACAAUAUUCCGGUCAUCCAAGGAAUACAAUUCUGAGUAGGAUCCACUGCACUAAGGGUUGUGAAACGCGCCUGAAACAGUUCCACUUACCUUAAUGAGCUUAAGUUCUUGCGUGUGUGCGAGUCUUAUUCGCCUUACUGUGACAUCUGUGCGCUCCGAAUCCCUUGUAAUCCCUCCAGCUACAGCCCUCCGGUUAGAAGCAGCACCGUAACCCAACACAGAUGGAUGUUUUCCUUUUCUUUAAAAAAACCAUGAAAAUGAGUAGCUUGAUAUACAAGCAAGAUGAUUAGAAGAAGGAACUUUCCUGGCACUAUUUUUUUCUUUGCUUUAGGGUAAACCCACCCCUCCACAAUCUCAAGGACUAUUCCGGUCAAAUGCAUCUGAAAAUGAAGGUGGCAGCAGGUGGUUAAAUACUGCUACGCAGUCUACUUACCGUUUGGUAGUUUUUGACACCCGUUGACGGCUGACAGGGUCUGUAUGCGUUUUAUGUUCUCUUUAUGGUCAGAUUUUUCAAUAAAGGAAGCAGUGAGGUCACAUCAAGAUGGGUUGCUCUCCAUCGAAGGGUCACAGUUUUACUGGGGUGCAGAAUACGCUGAAGAAAGGCGGAGUUCUGCUACCGGCAUCCAAGGAGAAAAAUGAAGCUUCACGGUUGGACGAUGGGGAAAGCGCUUUAAAUCCAGGAGCCGCAGAUGAUAAAAUACUGGAGAGAGCAGCAGGAAAGGGAGGGGUUAAAGAAGAAGUAGGAAAGACAAAUCGAGCUGCCCAGCUCCCUCUGAAAUCCACCUCCCAGAGACCAUCAUCGUACACAGAGACGGGCUCUGUAUCAGGCAAGUUAUACACUCAAGAAAUCAAAACGGAGGUAAAAGAAACACAGGGCGAUGGCAUGGAGGAAAGGAUAGGAAAAAAGGCCAGACAGAAAGCUCGGAAAGUAAACAAACAAGUCAGCAAGAAAGCAAAGGAGAAAAAAGCUAUUAAGGAAAAAGUUGACUUUCCUGAGCCUCUAGUGAAUGCACACCACGCCGCCUACGCCUACCUAAAUCCCAGCAUUGCCAAAUACGAGGUCCUGCUGGGCCUGCUGGACCAGGCACUACAGACUCGGCUUUCCCUGCAGCCCAUGGUGUCCUUCAUGGCCUUACGUUACGAAGAAGUGAACAGUACGCUGGCGCAAAUAGCCGACGAGGGGGAGAGCAUCCUGAUGGAGAAUGGAGAGUAUCUGUCUUGGCCGUGCCCACUGAAGAACCAUACAGAUAAGACAAAGGACCUCACCACAGAGCAACCGCCCGACCUACUACAGCAACUGCUCCAGUACACCACGCAGAGAAUGCGCUUGGUGAGUCACUCACUAGGAAGGAUUGCAGACUCUGCCCUGGAAGAUGCAGUUGAAUAUUUUGCAUCUGUCUCUGAGCUCCUGGAUGAGAAGCUUAAAGUGAGGCGUGCUGUAGAAGCCCGGCUGGCUCAGGUCCUGACUCGCAUCGAAUUAGCUGCACUCCACAAGCCCAGUCCGGAUGACUCUACAUUAUAUAGUGAGGACAGCGGAAUUGGGCCAGAGAGCUGGUCGCUCAUGGGCUCAGAGCGCCGAAGAGAGAGUCUGGAGUCAGCUGGAGUUGGCAGUAAUAUAUCCGAUACUCCACUGAAGCGUUGGGGCUCCAGCUGCAGACAGAUGAGGAGAAUGAGCACAAGCAUGUCCCUAAAUUCAACUGACUCUUCCUGCACCAUUACAGCAAAAGAGCAGAGAGACAACAAAUCCCUGUUGGGUUUAGCCUCUAUGGAUGAUGCUGAUGGGGAAGAGGAUGAGGAUGACAAUGAGGAAGAAAAGAAGGGUUAUGCAAACCGUUCCACAUCUGAUCAAUGUCACCUACCACGCCGCCUACCAACUAAACGCAUUGAAAACCCCCAAAAUGUGGAGAUGACACUCAAGAUGAAAGACGCCAUCAGUGGACGUAUACACCUUGUCCCCAAACAAGGUCCCACUUCAAAGGUGAAGCAGGCAAGCAGCUCUGGGAAUGAGAGAUCACACUGGAUGGAAGAGAAGCAGAAGUUAAAGCGGUCACGGUCAGCUGCCCAUGGUGCGACCUCCAUGGAAAUGAAGAAGAAGGACUCGGUGACAACGCAGCGCCGCUCCCGCUCAUCAGAAUCCCCGCGCAGCAAAGCAGAGGAUCCUACCCCGAGUCAGUGCCUCGGGAGGAUGAAUAUGGCCGGCUCAAGGGAAGACGACAGAGGGAGAUCUAUCAAACGGAGAGGUGCAGGGAAGCUUCCUGGCACUCAUUCUACAGUUUCUAGUCGUCAGUGUUCUUCUUUGCCCCGAAACCUUAGUGCCUGUACCAGCCAAGAAAAGCUUAGACCAAGGCAAAACUCGUUGGGGGAAAAGGAGGUGGGCACUCAUGAGGAUGACAAGGAGAAAGAGGAAAAAUCAGGGAAAGGCCCCUUAAGGGCUGCUCCACCUCCCAGCACUCCUCCAUCAAUGGCAGAGCCGUCUCCAUCUUUGAACACAGGCACGAGUUCUGUCAAAAGGCUGAUUGACGCCUUCAGCCAGGGGUUAGAAGAAAAGCACCUCAUAGGGUCAACUUUGCUCGGACCUCUCAGAGCGGUCCGGAAAUGUGGCAUUCCCAUUAUUCCUGGCUUAGGAAAUAGAGAGGUUAUCCUGGACGAUAGCAUCAACAGUCGUCAAGUAGACUCCAAUAAUUCCAAUAGACUCGAGGACGUAGACAUAGACAACUUGCCACCACCCCCUCCUGAAGUUCUAAUGGACAACUCGUUUGAGGUGGCUCAGGAAUCCCAGUCAAAUGAUGGCAAGGAUGGCAGUGGGAGUAUGGGCUGCUCACCUGCACUUCAGAGGACCACAGUGUCCCAGCGGCUGCGUGCCUUCACGCAGUCAGUAACGGUCUUGCCAAGUCGGAGGCGGAUUAUUCCCAAAGUUUCUCCAGUGCAACAGGUCAGUCAGAACACAACAGCGGGUCCUCAAACGUGCAAGUCAGGAACCGUCAGCCAAGACCUCAAGAGUGACAAGGUCACCUCUGUAUAUGAGCAAGUCCAGAAGAUCAUACACAUCCAGCACUCCUCUGAAUCAUCCACAGAAAACUGUCAGGCCGAUACUGGGCACAGAAAACCCUUGCUGACUACGGAUGGCAUUGAGGGGAAGCGGGGAAGGGGUAACCCCGUUGACACAGUGCCUUCUACUCCAGCUGCUAACAGUCAACAGCCAGCCACUGUUCCUAUCUCAAGGGCUCGUAUUUUGCCCUCGCCACCUCCUAAACCGCAUUCCCAGCACCGCCGACUUCCUAGUCCACCUCUCUUCAAACGGCAAACUGCUCCCCCUUACUCAUGCAGCCCCCCUAGCAGCCGCAAACUACCCACCCCACCACUGAAACCGAGGGGCGUGCCAAGCACCCCCCAAGUUAAUAAGGCUGCUACUUUCCAGAGAACAACAAGUCCUCUACUCUCAAGACGGGAAAUAACCCAAAAUCCUUCCGACACCCCAAAUGCUUUCAAGACCCCUUCACCACCAGUCUCCCCAAGAGUUCAGAGAUUCAGCCGUGAUACCAGUGGUGGAGAAACCUCCCCACUGCCGGCCUCCAUCCUACAGCUUUCUGGCAAUGCUCACUCAGUCUUCUGCCCUGCGUCAUCUUCGCUGUUUCAGGCUCAGCCUUGGUCUACAUCUUGCACCCCCCAGGCAUGGACUCCAGCUGGAGGUUCCAUGCUCAAAAAGUCCUCGGUGGAGCCGAGCCGUGCUAUGCUACCGGUUUUAGUGCGGGGCCCCCGGUCUGUCAUUAGACGGAGUCAGUCAGACCGGCGACUGAGUCUGACCCUCCCUACUUGGACGCCCACAUUGUCAAUCGCUCAUAGCUGUGGAAGUGAACCUGCCAUCAACAUCCAUGGGUUUAUUCAAGACACCUACCGAUGCACUGUAAGAACUGUAUUUGCUCAUUACUGCCUUUUUCCUUGCCUAAUUUCUGCUGUUCAUUUCUCCAAUAGGCUAGAGGAUGGACAUAAUUGGGAGGCGGAAGCAUGGGGCAGCCAAUCAGAUGUAUGGGCAAUCAAUCGCUCUGUCUCACACCCAGACUUGUGCAUUGUGGGUCGUGCGUUACACCGAGAAUGA